Molecule: messenger RNA, 1383 nt
Organism: Daphnia pulicaria
Lineage: Eukaryota; Metazoa; Arthropoda; Branchiopoda; Diplostraca; Daphniidae
Gene: fy
Product: protein fuzzy homolog
Exons: 8
Coding region: 73-1311 (412 amino acids)
Biological process (GO): vesicle-mediated transport; non-motile cilium assembly
Source: RefSeq, a predicted model, not a curated record
UAAGGAACCUUGAAUUCUUCUGGUUGUCAACAACAAAAAAACAAAAUCUUAAACUAGUGCCAAAGUCGGAAAAUGGCGGCUUAUUUAACUUGUCAAUCGUUAAGUGGACUGCCUUUGUUUAUAAGGAGGAAAGGGGACAUUCCAUCUCUACCUUUCCCAUUGGUGGCCAGCUUGAACGGUGUUUACACUUACACAAAAACUCAAGGAGCUGAGCUUGAAAACACUUGCUCAGAAAAUACAUUUGUUGUCUGGAAGGAAUAUCAUGAUACUUUUAUGCUCUGUAUAGUCGCAACUGACUCGUCCCUAUCUACUGUGCAUUUAAAACACAUCCUUGACCUUGUUUCCCACACAAUGGUAUUUUACUUAGGUUUAGAAGAAUUGGUCAGUGUAAAAAACAUUGAAAGACUGAAAAAAGAUCUAAAGGUGUGUUACCCUCUGAUUGAUACAAUCCUUGAUGGAUUGAACCCUAAAGAAGAUUUGGAGGACUUUUGUGACUUGACCAAUUACACAGAUGUACUUUGCUGCACUGAGCGAUCAACAUUUGAGGGCAUUCUAAACUGUUUUGCUGAGAGUGUUGGCACGGUGUUUGGUUGUCUACGAGUCAGCGGCAAAGUUGCAGCAGCGACACCAAAUUGGUGGACUCUCGACAGUGUUGAAUUGUUGCAGAUCCAGUUACUCUUGUCGAACGAAAGGUACGACACUGGAAUCGACAUUCCGAUUUACCUUCCCGUGAGAAGUCCCAAAAUACCUUUUCGCCUGGUGCAAUGGAAAUUGACUCAGAAUUCCGACGUCUGCCUACUUUGUGGACCAACACCUUCUCUUGCCGACUUGGAAAAGGAAGUGAAACGGUUCUGGAGGACCGCGUUUGCCCUUCUCAAGUCAGCCGAGUCGUGUUAUCCAGCCAACAUUCCCCUUGAUAUUACUUUGGAUAAGAAUGUUCUCUCUUACUUGGUGGUUAAUACGGAGAAGCGGCGAUCACUCAGCUCACUUUCUCCGCAUUCAACGAGUGGCGAUGCUCAUUCGCACUUAACCGCUGUUCGAAAGCGAGAUAUACUGAGAACAUUUUACAAAACAAUCGUCGGGACCAUGAUCAACUUACCCAGUGCCACCCAAUCCGAUUCAGAAGAUGCGUCUCACGAUUCCAAGGAAGUCUUUAUGAAUUUUGAAUACUAUUCUCUACAUGCCUUAAUAUCGGAAAUGUAUUUGAUACUUGUCCUUUAUCCGUCUGGGCUUCAUAACCAUUACCUCAGGUCCAUCACUCGAUCAACCCUGAAAAUACUUACACACGAAAAGAAUUGCAAGUGGGGAUGACCCAUUCUGAAGAAACAUUGAUCUGUAAUUCAUAGUGCGCAACCAAAACAAUAUAAUCGAUUCGUACAGUCA